Messenger RNA from Rattus rattus (black rat), 1329 nucleotides. RefSeq names its product BAALC binder of MAP3K1 and KLF4 (gene Baalc). Bases 438 to 875 code for a protein of 145 amino acids. The record is from RefSeq and is a predicted model, not a curated record. The transcript is spliced from 3 exons. Gene Ontology annotation, cellular component: cytoplasm. Lineage: Eukaryota; Metazoa; Chordata; Mammalia; Rodentia; Muridae.
UUGUAGAAGGAUGGAUGGGUAGAUGGAUGACUGGAUCAGUGGGUCGAUGCACGGGUGGACAGAUGAUGGGUGGAUGGGACCCCAGGAGGUCGCCUGAAGACUGAAGAGAGACCCCUGAAAUUCUUCCCACCACCUGUCUGCUAUUCUGUAGCACAGCCUCUGCCAGAACAGUUAAGGAGGGACUGGCGGCUGGGCGGUGGGAGAGGCGAGGUAGAGGGGAGCUGGGGAAGGAGAGCGGAGAGGAGGAGGGCCUUGGAGGCAGAGAGGAGGGGCGGCAGGUUCCCGGGGAGUCUGGCGCUGGCAUCGGCUCUGGCGGUUAGGGGACCGAUGUCGCUGCCGCCGCCUCCUCCUCGCGGGCCGGAGCUGCGUCGCCCGGGCUGAGCCGCAGCCGCAGCCGCAAGCCGAACGGCCGCUGGGCGCGCCCGCAACACGGGAGGAUGGGCUGCGGCGGGAGCCGAGCCGAUGCCAUCGAGCCCCGCUACUAUGAGAGCUGGACCCGGGAGACCGAGUCCACCUGGCUCACCUACACCGACUCGGACGCGCUGCCCAGCGCCGCAGCCACGGACAGCGGCCCCGAGGCGGGCGGCCUGCACGCGGGUGUGCUGGAAGACGGGCCGUCCUCUAACGGUGUGCUCCGACCUGCAGCCCCGGGUGGAAUAGCCAACCCAGAGAAGAAGAUGAACUGUGGGACCCAAUGUCCCAACUCACAGAGCCUCAGCUCAGGCCCUCUAACCCAGAAGCAGAAUGGCCUUUGGACCACAGAGGCUAAAAGGGAUGCCAAGCGAAUGUCUGCAAGAGAAGUCGCUAUCAGCGUCACAGAGAAUAUCCGGCAGAUGGACAGAAGUAAAAGGGUCACAAAGAACUGCAUCAAUUAGCAGUGUCUGGGUGUGGAAGCACAUGAACUUCUUUGUGGCGUCCAGUCAAAGAAUAUUGAAGAAGUGGGUGUCACUCACUGAACGUGGAUGCCUCUGAGUGACGCACGGCCACCCACGCGGUGACGACCAUCCCGGUUUCCUCUUUAUCACAUACAGAAAAUACAUCGAAAAGUCCUGAAAUAUGUUCACAGAUUGCCAAACUAUGGUUUGUUUUUCCCCUCUGCAGCUUCCAUAGCAGGGUCUGCUGUAGCCAUGGUGAAGCCCGUGGGCCUGUGAAUGAAUAUUGGAAUCCCCGGGGCAAGGAGCUCACGCUAGCGUAGAAAUUUCACAGUGCGUGGUUUCGGACAAGCUCCCUCUUUCCUCCUUUCUUUUUAAAUAUGGCCAUUGAUUUCACUUAAGAGCUGGCUCUCAGCCGACUCUAAACUCAAAAAUACAAGAAUCGGAGAAACAGAGA